This is a messenger RNA of Peromyscus leucopus (white-footed mouse), 4145 nucleotides long. RefSeq names its product ryanodine receptor 3-like. Gene Ontology annotation, cellular component: Z disc; smooth endoplasmic reticulum; sarcoplasmic reticulum membrane. The transcript is spliced from 22 exons. Gene Ontology annotation, molecular function: protein binding; ryanodine-sensitive calcium-release channel activity. Gene Ontology annotation, biological process: calcium ion transport. Lineage: Eukaryota; Metazoa; Chordata; Mammalia; Rodentia; Cricetidae. The record is from RefSeq and is a predicted model, not a curated record. The coding region runs from base 456 to 4103 and encodes 1215 amino acids.
UCUCUGCAAUGGGGUCGCAGUAAGAGCCAACCAGAAUCUGAUCUGUGACAACCUACUACCCCGGAGGAACCUGCUCCUGCAGACACGGCUAAUUAAUGAUGUCACCAGUAUCCGGCCGAACAUUUUCCUGGGAGUUGCUGAAGGCUCGCCACAGUACAAGAAGUGGUACUUUGAAUUAAUUAUCGACCAGGUGGACCCUUUCCUCACAGCAGAGCCCACACACCUGCGAGUGGGCUGGGCCUCUUCAGGCUAUGCCCCAUACCCUGGAGGUGGAGAAGGGUGGGGAGGCAAUGGUGUUGGUGAUGACCUAUACUCCUAUGGCUUUGAUGGACUUCAUCUUUGGUCAGGCCGGAUACCCAGAGCUGUGGCCUCCAUCAACCAGCAUCUGCUGAAGUCAGAUGAUGUGGUGAGCUGCUGCCUUGACCUUGGAGUACCCAGCAUUUCUUUCCGAAUCAAUGGGCAACCUGUGCAGGGGAUGUUUGAGAAUUUCAAACACAGAUGGACUCUUCUUCCCUGUGAUGAGCUUUUCAGCUGGUGUCAAAGUACGUUUCCUGAUGGGUGGUCGGCAUGGAGAAUUUAAGUUCCUGCCUCCCUCUGGCUAUGCCCCUUGCUAUGAAGCCUUACUUCCAAAGGAGAAGAUGAGAUUGGAGCCUGUCAAAGAGUAUAAACGUGAUGCUGAUGGUGUUAGGGAUCUGUUGGGUACCACUCAGUUCCUCUCCCAAGCCUCUUUCAUCCCUUGCCCCAUAGACACCAGUCAGGUUGUUUUGCCACUUCACCUAGAGAAGAUCCGAGACCGACUGGCUGAAAAUAUCCAUGAGCUUUGGGGAAUGAAUAAAAUAGAACUCGGCUGGACUUUUGGCAAAAUACGAGAUGACAACAAAAGACAACACCCCUGCCUUGUAGAGUUUUCAAAGCUCCCUGAAACUGAGAAGAAUUAUAACCUGCAAAUGUCAACUGAAACCUUGAAAACCCUGCUGGCCCUGGGGUGCCACAUUGCUCAUGUUAAUCCGGCUGCUGAAGAGGAUCUCAAGAGAGUCAAACUGCCCAAAAACUAUAUGAUGUCCAAUGGGUAUAAGCCAGCCCCUUUGGAUUUAUCUGAUGUUAAGCUGUUACCACCUCAAGAAGUGUUAGUGGAUAAGCUUGCAGAAAAUGCACACAAUGUUUGGGCAAAGGACAGAAUAAAACAAGGAUGGACCUAUGGCAUUCAACAGGAUUUGAAGAACAAAAGAAAUCCCCGUCUGGUGCCAUAUGUAUUACUGGAUGAGCGUACCAAGAAAUCAAAUAGGGACAGCCUACGUGAAGCUGUACGAACAUUUGUUGGUUAUGGGUAUAACAUUGAGCCAUCGGACCAAGAACUAGUAGCUGACCCUACUGUUGAGAAGGUCAGCAUAGACAAGAUUCGAUUUUUCCGGGUAGAACGGUCAUAUGCCGUAAAGUCUGGAAAGUGGUACUUUGAAUUUGAAGUUAUAACUGGAGGAGACAUGCGUGUUGGCUGGGCCAGGCCAGGCUGUCGUCCUGACAUUGAACUGGGGGCUGAUGACCAAGCCUUUGUGUUUGAAGGCAGCAGGGGUCAGCGUUGGCACCAAGGUAGUGGGUAUUUUGGACGAACUUGGCAGCCGGGAGAUGUGGUCGGGUGUAUGAUUAACCUGGAUGAUGCUUCAAUGAUCUUCACACUGAAUGGGGAGCUGCUGAUCACCAACAAAGGCUCUGAACUUGCCUUUGCUGACUAUGAGGUUGAGAAUGGUUUUGUGCCCAUUUGCUCUCUGGGGCUGUCGCAGAUUGGCCGCAUGAAUCUUGGGACAGAUGCCAGCACCUUCAAAUUUUAUACCAUGUGUGGCCUCCAGGAGGGCUUCGAGCCUUUUGCAGUAAAUAUGAACCGAGAUGUUGCAGUGUGGUUCAGCAAGCGCCUCCCAACGUUUGUGAAUGUGCCAAAGGAUCAUCCCCACAUAGAGGUUGUGAGAAUUGACGGCACCAUGGACAGCCCCCCAUGCCUCAAGGUGACCCACAAGACAUUCGGCACACAGAACAGCAAUGCCAACAUGAUCUACUGCCGCCUGAGCAUGCCCAUCGAAUGCCACUCCUCUUUCAGCCACAGCCCCUGUCUAGACAGUGAAGCCUUCCAGAAAAGGAAACAGAUGCAAGAAAUACUCUCUCACACAACAACGCAAUGCUACUAUGCUAUCCGCAUUUUUGCUGGGCAGGAUCCAUCAUGUGUCUGGGUUGGAUGGGUGACUCCAGACUACCAUUUAUACAGUGAAAAGUUUGACCUGAAUAAAAACUGUACCGUGACUGUCACCCUGGGAGAUGAAAGAGGUCGGGUCCAUGAAAGUGUGAAACGAAGCAACUGCUAUAUGGUCUGGGGUGGGGACAUUGUAGCCAGUUCCCAAAGAUCAAGUCGGAGCAAUGUAGACCUGGAGAUUGGCUGCCUUGUAGAUCUGGCAAUGGGCAUGUUGUCCUUCUCAGCUAAUGGGAAGGAACUUGGCACCUGCUAUCAGGUGGAGCCUAACACCAAAGUAUUUCCAGCAGUCUUCCUCCAGCCUACAAGCACUUCUUUGUUUCAGUUUGAACUUGGAAAACUGAAGAAUACAAUGCCCUUGUCAGCAGCCAUAUUUAAGAGUGAAGAGAAGAACCCCAUCCCACAGUGUCCACCUAGGCUGGAUGUCCAAACAAUCCAGCCUGUGCUGUGGAGUCGCAUGCCCAGCAGCUUUCUCAAAGUGGAGACAGAGCGGGUGAGCGAGCGCCAUGGCUGGGUGGUGCAGUGCCUAGAACCUCUGCAAAUGAUGGCACUCCACAUCCCGGAGGAGAGCAGGUGUGUGGACAUCCUUGAGCUCUGUGAGCAGGAGGACCUGAUGCAGUUCCAUUACCAUACCCUGAGACUUUACAGUGCUGUGUGUGCCCUGGGAAACAGCCGUGUUGCCUAUGCCCUGUGCAGCCAUGUGGACCUCUCACAGCUCUUCUAUGCCAUUGACAACAAGUAUUUGCCCGGCCUCCUUCGAUCUGGUUUCUAUGACCUGCUCAUUAGCAUCCACCUGGCCAAUGCUAAGGAGAGGAAGCUGAUGAUGAAGAAUGAGUACAUCAUCCCCAUCACCAGCGCCACCAGGAAUAUCCGCCUGUACCCAGAUGAGUCCAAGAGGCAUGGACUGCCUGGGGUGGGCCUGAGGACAUGCCUUAAGCCGGGCUUCCGGUUCUCUACCCCUUGCUUUGUGGUGACUAAUGAGGAGCAUCAGAAGCAGAGCCCUGAGAUUCCCUUGGAGAUUCUCAAGACAAAGGCUCUAAGCAUGCUGACAGAGGCUGUACAUUGCAGUGGGGCCCAUAUCCGAGACCCUGUGGGGGGUUCUGUAGAGUUCCAGUUUGUGCCUGUGCUGAAACUCAUCGGAACCCUCCUAGUCAUGGGCGUUUUUGAUGAUGAUGAUGUUCGUCAGAUUCUCCUCUUGAUUGAUCCCUCUGUGUUCGGGGAGCACAGUGGGGAGAUGGAAGAGGGAACAGAAAAAGAAAUGACCCAAGUAGAGGAAAAGGCAGUGGAGGCUGGAGAAAAGGCCAGCAAGGAGGCUCCAGUCAAAGGCUUGUUGCAGACCCGAUUACCUGAGUCUGUCAAGCUGCAGAUGUGUGAACUCCUCAGCUACCUCUGUGAUUGUGAACUGCAGCAUCGAGUAGAAGCUAUUGUGGCAUUUGGUGACAUUUACGUGUCCAAGCUUCAGGCAAAUCAGAAGUUCCGCUACAAUGAGCUCAUGCAGGCUCUGAACAUGUCUGCAGCCCUAACUGCCCGAAAGACCAGAGAGUUCCGUUCACCACCCCAGGAGCAGAUCAACAUGCUCCUCAACUUUCACCUGGGAGAGAACUGCCCCUGCCCAGAGGAGAUCCGAGAGGAGCUGUAUGACUUCCAUGAGGACCUUCUGGUUCACUGUGGAGUUCCCUUGGAGGAAGAAGAAGAGGAGGAGGAGGACACUUCCUGGACAGGAAAACUUCGUGCUUUGGUGUAUAAAAUCAAGGGCCCACCCAAGCCAGAGAAGGAACAACCAACAGAGGAAGAGGAACAGCAUCCUAGUAAGUGGCACUGCCUUUCAAUCACAUUGCCCACACCUCUGUACUCUGCUGAGACUUAAUCAGGGUAACUGGUUCUCUCACAUACACUCUAAGACACUCGA